CAAGUUAAUAGUUCAUUUCAUAUAUAUUUCUGGUUGACUUUGUACUGUGAAAAUUGUCAUGGUUAAAAUACUCAAUAUAUUUCCUGAGGAAACGAAAAGUUAUUUGCCUCGUAGAUCAGUCCAGGCUAAUCGCUUUAGAUCAUUUGAUUACCUCAAUCGGUUUACAUUCAAUCAGGGGAGACAUGAAGAGUCAUAUGGAAACAGAAUUGAUAUUAGAACAUUUUUUCCAUUGGUCAAACUGUUCAGUCAAUGUUCAACUCGACGAAAAAUUAUCUGGAAUAUUAUUCUAACUGGUUAUAUCAUCCAAUCAAUUACCGAUCAGAUUCAUACCUUCAAUAAGCUAUCAUUAUCUUCUAGCAUUAAUCGCUUUCGAUUGAUAAACUUUCUAGCUGAGAAUCUGGUUUUAUAUUAUAUUUUGCUCAGUCACCAAUGGACACUCAGAGAUUCAAAUAUUAUCAAGAUUAACAGGUUAUGGUCGAAAAUAAAAUUACCACCAUCUCAGUUCAAUCGAAAGUGUGUAUCCACCGAUAGAUUACAAAUGUUGAUUAUAUUUUCAGUUCAACUAAUCGUCUCAACAAUUAAUACAUCGAGAAAUUUCAAUCUAUUUGAUUCUCGUCAAUUCUCAUCGACCAUUUUUAUCAUUUAUAAAGUCGCUCAUUAUGCUUUUGGGGUUAUAAUGUAUCUUGGAUUCCAAUUCAGUCUACUGCUUGAUAUAACAUCAUUAUUAACAAUAUCCUUUAAUUAUGUUCAUCAUUUGAUUAAAGUUUCCCAAAAACCAAUAUCGCUAUUACAGAUACAAGAAAUUCAUUCCAUUUAUAAUGAUAUCAUACACUUGACGAAAUAUAUUGCUGAAGUUUUAAGAGUUUUCAUCACAUUGGUUCAUCUUUUAUUUAUUUUUCGUUUAUCUUUCAUUUGCUAUUCAAUCGCCACCAAUGAAUACAAUUUUGAUUCGAGUAUUUUGAAAAAGUUCCUCUACUUUUUAGGAUUGGUUCAAAUAUUGUUUACAACAUUCAGAAUGAUGAAGGUAAACAUCGCUGCUUAUUCUUGUUUUAACGAUUUAUACCAAUUAACUUUGUCAACUGAUUGUGUUGAAGUUGAUUAUGAGCUGUCCAUGUUUAUCUACAGAGUCUCUAAGAAUGACAUCGGAUUUCAAUUUGCUAAAUCAACUUUGAUUGGACCCAAUUUCUUCUCAUCCCUUUCAACAGUACUAAUAAUUAUCUUUCUGGCUGAGAUUUGGUUCGUCCAAGAAGAUUAAACAGUGUAACACCACAAUCAUGUCAAACCGA
Messenger RNA from Panonychus citri (citrus red mite), 1286 nucleotides. RefSeq lists its product as uncharacterized. The record is from RefSeq and is a predicted model, not a curated record. The transcript has 2 exons. NCBI's taxonomy places the organism in Eukaryota, Metazoa, Arthropoda, Arachnida, Trombidiformes, Tetranychidae. The coding region runs from base 59 to 1255 and encodes 398 amino acids.